This is a messenger RNA of Fopius arisanus, 2196 nucleotides long. RefSeq names its product ubiquitin domain-containing protein 1. The record is from RefSeq and is a predicted model, not a curated record. Bases 187 to 909 code for a protein of 240 amino acids. Gene Ontology annotation, molecular function: protein binding. The transcript has 4 exons. Lineage: Eukaryota; Metazoa; Arthropoda; Insecta; Hymenoptera; Braconidae.
CCACCCGGGGACUCCCCUCCCCAUUUUUUCCCCGAAUCCCCUCUCCCGCUGGAGUGAACUCCGCCUCGCCGAAUCACUCCGAAUGGCGAUGAAAAGCCAUCGGUGACAAAAUAAAAAAUGGACGAAAAUGGCAUGUGAGGUGUUGUUGAAUUCCGGUGAAAUGUUUGGUUAUCGCAGCGACCUAGGAUGGGAGGAUGCAUAGGUAUAACCCGGGCAAGAACAGCCUCUGUAGACGAUACAUCAGCCAAUUCAACGAGAACCCAUUCAGGAAAUUCACGGAAGAAUCAUCCACUGUGUCACGAUGUGAUCAGAUGGAAGUCGGACGUGCCCCUGACAGAGGGUCAAUUGCGAAGUAAACGUGACGAAUUUUGGGACACAGCACCUGCUUUCGAGGGAAGAAAAGAGAUAUGGGAUGCCCUGAGGGCAGGAGCAACUGCUGCCGAGGCGCAGGAUUAUCAGUUGGCACAGGCGAUACUAGACGGUGCUAAUAUUUCUGUACCUGAUGGAUUUUUAACGGAGUGCUAUGACGAGCUGGGGACGAGGUAUCAGGUUCCCAUCUACUGUCUUUCAUAUCCAAUUAAUAUUGUUAAGGAAGACAGUGGACGGGAUUCACCUGCUGACUGCUCGGAACCUGUUGAUGGUGGAACUGAAUUGACGCUCAAAUUGAGACUGUCGACGACCCUAGGGGACGUCAAACUACCUGUGUACAGUAAAGAUACUAUUGGAAUUGCGAAGAAGAAGCUACAGAGUCAAGAAGGACUGGAGCCAUCCCGACAGAGAUGGUUCUUCGGUGGAAAGCUCCUCGGUGAUAAAAUGCACAUCGAAGAAGCCAAAGUCCAGCCAGGUUACGUCGUCCAGGUAAUCGUAAACUCGGAAAAAACCGAUGAAAGUCCUUCGAAGACCAGCUGAAUAGAUCCACACGGAUUUCAAAAGAAAAACAAAAACACCUUUCAUAUCCUCUGAAUAAUCAACGACAGUCGAAAGUUCGCACUUUGACGUUUUUUCAUACCUUCACACGAGUUUCUUUUCACUGAGGUGUGAAGCUGACGGACGUGCGUGGAUAUUUCACAAUGCACUAGAAUUGUACAGUAAGACUUGACUGACGGUUUAAGCUUAUUCUCUAAACACUAAAGGUUAAUAAAAUUAUUGAAGCUUUUGUACUGUGAAAAAAUAAUUAGAUGAUUUUUAAGCAGAAAAUGCCUAGAAGUCGGUCACUAUCGGUGAGAAGUGAUGCCUAAUGCAAGUGGAUACAUAGAAAUCGUAUAUGUAUACAUAAAUAUUUUUAACUGCUUGAAAUGGGGCUAAUUUUGAAGAACAUCUUCGCCGACAAAUAACUCGUUUGGGAGCUGCAGAUUCGGCGCCGAUAGCUGAAAUCAACAGCUCUCAUUAACGACUCAAUGAUUAAUGAAUUCAUAUUCAUUAAUCUCGUACCGCGCAUGAAUAAAUUGAUGGAAAAUUCUGGAGCUUCUGUUAUACCAUCUUAUCGGGAAUUAAAAUUUUUUUUAUAAGAAUGUCUCAAAGUCAAAAUACUUUCAUGUUUUUCUAUAAUUGUUUCUAUUGGAAUCUUUCUUCUCACCGUUUUUUUUUUGUUCGGUUUUAAUCUUGAGUGAAUAAAAUACAAUAUUUGAAGCAAAAAUUUCUAUAAGAAAUAUGUGAAUAAACAAAUCGAAAUAUCGGCUAAAAGCCAAGAAAAGUUUGUUAAUUUAAAUUGAGACAAGUCGAAUUUUUCAGUUAAAUAUUGAUUUAUCUAAGAUACUAUUAAUUUUAGGAGGAAAGAACUUAAUACCUCUUCUAUCGAAAAUUUAAUCAGUCGAAAUAAAGUUUUUUUCAAAUUUGUACCGUAAAUCGAUAAUUAAGAAGACUGUUAAAUUUGACUUAGUCCAUUUUAUUAUUUUCCUAUUGAAUUAUCCAAAGAAUUCUAAAAAUUCUAUACAAUAUCCUAGCAAAUAUAUUAAGUUUUAUUCCAUACAAGCUCUAAAAUUUUCUAUAAAAUUAUUUAAUCCGCAAAACCAGAAGUAAAAAUACAAAACUGAACUAUCUAAACUCUUCUCCUCUCCAUCAUUUCAUUCAGUUCAUAAUUAUUCCAAACGAUACUGAAAAAAAAUUUAUAAUUCCGUAAUUAAUGGAAUUAAUAAAUUAAUUAAUAAUGUUCGUUGGAAAUUACUAAACAAGGAAUUGUUUUGUUCGAAUUUCAAA